Dermacentor albipictus is the source of this 1203-nucleotide messenger RNA. RefSeq lists its product as uncharacterized. Gene Ontology annotation, molecular function: lipid carrier activity; ABC-type transporter activity. NCBI's taxonomy places the organism in Eukaryota, Metazoa, Arthropoda, Arachnida, Ixodida, Ixodidae. Gene Ontology annotation, biological process: lipid transport; transmembrane transport. Gene Ontology annotation, cellular component: membrane; intracellular membrane-bounded organelle. The record is from RefSeq and is a predicted model, not a curated record.
AUGUGCUCGCGAGCCCUUCCAUUCGUUCGAUCGGUGCGUUCGCUCUGGGACACGUCGCCUCUUCGAGCAGCGUUCCCGGUAUUCUCAGCAGGCAGUCGCAGCCCACGCGCUGCUCUCGCUGACAUUCCAUCCAUCCUGCCCGGCGUGGUGGCUCAGGCCAAGGCCAUUCCCAGAGAUCCAGUCCACAGCGACGUGAGCCGACUUAUGCGCGGCAUCGGACUAACUUGCUACCGGCUACAGCUUGCCGACGACGUCCCCGUCAGCGUCCAGCGCCUCCUGUGCACGGCCAUCGCCUUGAGGCCAUAUCCCGACGUGCGGAUGAUAGUUCUGCACGAGGCGACGUGGAACAUGGAUCCUGGCUCCAGGCGCGAGACGUGGCAACCGGUGGCCAUGGCCCUGCGCUACGAGAGAGCGUUCCUCGUCCCCAGCGACUUUGCGGACACCCAGGCCCUGACCGACCACCUCCACUUUCAACACUACGGAAAGCAGCAUUGCGUCAACACGACACAAUACAUCAAGACUCAGUUCGGCAAGGGCUAUAUGAACACGCAGCUCCGGCUCAGCAAGGGCAAAGGCUACCCAUACCCUGGUGUGCAGGACCCCAUUCGCAAGCACUCGGCGUUCGUGGACAAAGUGAUGGACAAAUCGACGAGCAUGCAGUUCCAACUCAUCAGCACAUCGGCGAUGCCCUCGAUUUCCACGCGCGACCUUUUCUACAAAUUGGACGAGGCCAAGUCUAAACAGGACGUCGCCAAGAUGGGCCUCAUGGUCGCCACGCUCGAGGACGUUCUGCAGGGGUGGGUCGCUUCUUCAGGCCCCCUUUCUAUGUUUACCUUCGUGCAAAUGCUGAAGCAGCUUAGCCCUCGGGGGCGCCGGGUAAACUUAUUCACUGAAGUCCAAGAUCAGGGAGUUCAGCCUAUGGCUCACGAAGUUGGUACCCAUCGCUUCAAAAUAUCCAGCUUACACGUCCAGCUGUUUUUGGAAGUCUUUGUCGUCAUCUGGGUAAUCUGGACAAUCUGGGUAAUCUGGGUCUUCAGCGUUGCUGUCACUGUCACCUCAAUCACCAGCAUCAAAAACUGGAUCAUAAUUAUAGUUUUUAUGGUUGUUCUUGAAUGUCGUAAGCAUAUUCUUCGUUCGCUUUGGUCUCAUUGGCAGUUUCUCGGACCAUAGGAACAUUGUUGUAUGCGAUGAAGUCUUUUUUUU